AUCGGCUGCCAGGGCGCUCGGCCGGCCGACUGCGUGGCUGACCCGCGAAGCCCCCCCCCCAAAUUGCUGCGAUCUUCCCCCGCUCUGCAUCUUCACCUCUAGCUCCCUCUGUUUCUCCCCCCCCCGUGACGAGGGGAGGCGGGCGGGGCCCUCGGCCAUGGCCACCUGCUGCGCGGAUUGGCCGGCCAGCUCCACGCACGUCCGGGACCAACCGGGCGCUCGGGGGGCAGCCGGGCGCACCUGAAGCGAACGGUCCCGCCGUCACCCUCCACCCCACCUUCCCACGCAGCCAGCCGGCCGGUCGGGCGCUCGUACGCUUCCUCGAAGGGGCUUUAUGCGGAGGCUCCCGGGAUCCUUGGAGGCCGGCGGGGGCUCCUCUGUCUCUGCUUCGGGUGAGAGGUCGGGGAGGAGGAGGAGGCAGGAUCUGGCCAGCAGCUGCCCCCUAACGGUCUCGGCAGCCCCGGCGGCGAGGAGGAAGGCGCGAAGAUCUGCCGCUGAGGAGCGGCGGCGGCGUCCGGGGAGGCAGACCUGUAGGAGCAGCAGAGCCGCCUGCCUGGAAGGGAGAAGAUGCCAUUCCAUCAUGUCACGGCUGGACUGCUGUACAAAGGAAACUAUCUGAACCGGACACUCUCAGCAGGAAGCGACAGUGAGCAGUUGGCCAACAUCUCAGUGGAAGAAUUGGAUGAAAUUCGGGAAGCUUUCCGAGUCCUGGACCGGGAUGGCAACGGCUUCAUUUCCAAGCAGGAACUGGGAAUGGCCAUGCGCUCUCUGGGAUACAUGCCUAGCGAGGUGGAACUGGCAAUUAUUAUGCAGCGGUUAGACAUGGAUGGAGAUGGUCAAGUUGAUUUUGAUGAAUUCAUGACGAUCCUUGGGCCUAAACUGGUAUCCUCAGAAGGGCGGGAUGGCUUUUUGGGCAAUACAAUUGACAGCAUAUUCUGGCAGUUUGACAUGCAACGGAUAACAUUGGAGGAGCUUAAACACAUCCUGUACCAUGCGUUCCAGGACCACUUAACAAUGAAGGACAUUGAAAAUAUUAUCAUCAAUGAAGAGGAGAGUUUAAACGAGAACUCUGGUAAUUGUCAAACGGAAUUUGAAGUGCAUUCCCAGAAACAAAACCGACAGACCUGUGUACGGAAGAGCUUAAUAUGCGCUUUUGCUAUGGCCUUUAUUAUCAGCGUUAUGUUGAUCGCAGCCAAUCAAAUCCUCCGAAGUGGCAUGGAGUAGCCAUAACACUGUGAAACAAAUGAUCCACGCAUGCGCAUGCUGCCCGGUGAACUUUCUCCCUGAUCAACUUUCAAACCAACGGGCAAAGGAGAGAGAGAGAGAGAGAGAGAGAGAGAGCACGUGUGAACGAGAGUGAAGGUUAAGAGGAACGGUUCAGCAAGGAAACUCUAUCCGGCAGCAUAUCUGUAAAUCAACUAUAUCCUCUUGGCAGGGACAUAAAAGGGCUGUCUUAAUGCUUUAAUGGUUUUUUUUUGUUUCCUAAUGCAAUAAAAAAAAAGAAAACCAUAAGAGCCCUGAAUUAUAUUUUUGAUGUGGUAGCAGUAGAUGAAAACGAGGAAGCAUUGAUCAAGUCUCAGCACUGGUUGCAUGGUUGGGUCACCUACUGGCCAGGACACUUUCACCCAUCUGUUUUUAGGUGUCCCACAUGCCAGGAAAUGGAACAUCCACAUAACCACUGCAAGUUCAAGACCAUAAUUUCGACAAUUUCAUCUGACUUCAGGGUUUUUGAUUCAAGUCUUUAGUACUGAAGAAACCAGUGAAAAGUCCGUGUCUGGAGACACGAAUAUGAAUAAGGCUGGUUCAGAGACGUUUUGUUCAUCUAUUAAACAUAAGACUGGUCCAGUGUUUUGUGUUUUCAAACUAGUGCAUUCCAUUCAUCCACUUCCCUGCUUUUUCAUCAGCAUUUUUAUGAAAGGAAAACGAAGUUAUGCUGGGCCUUUCACAAAGCCAAUGCAGAGUCUUCCUACCAUCUUUUCCAACAAUGCUGUAAAAGGUUAUUGGACUCCUUGAUCCAAUGUAUAAAUAGCUUCAUAUUUAAUAUACAGUCUCUGUUGAUCUUAUUCAAAUCUGUCUUAUACAAAGACUUCCAAAACAGAAUUUUGGAAGUUACUCCCAGCUUAAUAUCUUAGCACAUUUUGCUACAACAAUUCUGGAGGUAAAUAAUAUAUGUAUGUGAUUGUAGUGUAAGGGUUUGAAGUGAAUCAAGGAAGUGCUACUUGUCUUAAAGCCUGGUGAAGUUGUUGCUGCUUUAGGAUGGACAUCUCAGUUGAGUUUUUCCAAUGAGAGCAUGGAUUGGUCCACCCCAUAGACCCUAAUAGCCUUAAGUGCAAACAUGGUGAUAGCUCAGUCAACCAAUAGCCAGGAACAGCUUGAUGACAUGUGAUAAGGAGAGGAAAUUGUUCUAGAAACAGGUGCCAGAGUUUAUCUUCCAUACCUUUGGUGUCCCCCAGACUAUGUGGGUGAGACUGUAACUCAUGCGACUUUCCUCUGAUUAAGCUCUCAAACUGAAUGAUGAUUCUUCGGUCUGUGGGGUUUAACCAGAUCGAUUGCAAAUGUAGCAGAGGUAGUUGCACAAUGGGCCAGGUUGGAGUUGGCCUCAGUUUAUAUCUGGAGGGGUGCUGUGGGUGAUGUGAUAUGGAGAAACAGCCUGUUUGACUAGUUUCGGGUUCAGAAUAUUGUGUAACCUAUCAAUCAUUCUAUGAAAUAAACUGUAUGAACAUAGUUUCUCGGAGAGCCAUAUGCAGGAGUGUAGCUAAAGUACUUCUUCUCCCUUGUUGCAUUUUCCUUAACUUUCCUAGCAGAUGUAUUUGUGGAGGGAUGCAUAGAUGCACAAACUGGAAUGAAUUCUACUGAGUGAAUUCACUGUAUGAAUAGGAAGGGACCUCAUACAUCAUCCAGCCUGACUCUCCUUGCUCAGUGAAGGAAGCCACAGAAUCAUUCAUAUACUAAGCUACCAGCUUCCCAUUUGAAAUCUGAGGCAGGGAGUAGACCAUGGGAUCAAUAAUUCUUGGCAACAUUGCAGAAAUGGUCUGCUGUUGCCUCCUGUUUUCACAUACAAACACACACAUCUGCAGUCACGUCAUCCAAAUAGUUCCCAGUAUUAUUUUUUUUAAUUAUUCAAAUUUUAAAACAUCAAUGAAGUAUAAGGCAUUUCUAUCCUUAGCACAACAACCUGAAAGUAGCUUAAAAAAACUGAGAGCAUUUGUAGCAGUGGCUGCAACAGCAAAAAAAUAAAACAAAAUAAAAAUGGAAGUAAUAAAGAUGAAAAACAAAAUAAUAGCUUAAUAUAGCCGAUAUACAGGCAGUCUUCGACUUACAACCGUUCAUUUAGUGAACAUUUGAAGUUACAACAGCAUUGAAAAAAAGUGACUUAUGACCAUUGCAGUAUCCCCAUGGUCACCUGAUCAAAAUUCUUCGCACCUGACUCAUAUUUAUGAUGGUUGAGGUGUCCUGGUGUCGUAUGAUCACCGCUUGUGACCUUCUGACACGCAAAUUCAGUAGGGAAGCUAGAUUCACUUAACAACUAACUUAACAAUUGGAGUAGUAAAUCAGAUUUUUAAAUGAAUCACAACUGUGGCAAGAAAGGUCAUAACAUGGGGCAAAAACUCGCUCAACAACUGUCUUGCUUAGCAACAGAAAUUUUGGGCUCAAUUGUGGUCGUAAGUCGAGGACUACCUGUAAUAGAAAUGAUUUAACCAUAGGGGCAGCAAUGUUUAUAGAUGAAGAGGCUUCUGAGAAUGAAGAAGGUGGAGGUGGCACUUCGCACGCCAUGCCUUGCCCCUUCCCAGAGUUGGAGAUGAAAAUUAAAGCAUGCUACAACCCGGUUGAAAAUCCUUAGUGUGUGUGUGUUUGCCUAGCAACUAAAAUCCCACAAACUGGUGCCAAUAUUGGAAGCAUUCAAAAAGCGCUUCUGUUGUUUCAGAACAAUUUGGCUCUGCAGAAAGGCAUAAAUUAACCAAUGGCCAGUCCAGAAUGCAAAUUAGGCAUCCAACGUGAAGUUCUCAGGUCAGGUUGUUUGGCCAGCAACUACUAGUAUCCUUUCCGUUUGGCUGAUCACAUGGCAACUUCUCUGUAUGUGUGUCAGACAUAGGGAAGGUGAGAAUGGGGUAAAUUGACUCCCUUUCCCUGCUAGCUUGGAGGCUAUAGUGGCAAUCCGGUGGUUUAUGCUGGUGGAGUUUCUAUUUAGAGCCCCAUGGAAACAUUGGCUAGA
This is a messenger RNA of Crotalus tigris (Tiger rattlesnake), 4213 nucleotides long. RefSeq names its product calneuron 1 (gene CALN1). Bases 568 to 1224 code for a protein of 218 amino acids. Lineage: Eukaryota; Metazoa; Chordata; Lepidosauria; Squamata; Viperidae. The record is from RefSeq and is a predicted model, not a curated record. Gene Ontology annotation, molecular function: calcium ion binding. The transcript has 6 exons.